Molecule: messenger RNA, 1569 nt
Organism: Theileria parva strain Muguga
Lineage: Eukaryota; Apicomplexa; Aconoidasida; Piroplasmida; Theileriidae
Product: SVSP family protein
Exons: 1
Coding region: 1-1569 (522 amino acids)
Source: RefSeq, a predicted model, not a curated record
AUGAGAUGUGUAACAUACAAAUGUGUAUUAAUAUUUAUUAUAAUAAAAUGUGUCAAAUCACAAGACAAUAAUCCUGAUCAGCCUGCUGAUGAAGAGGAUGAGGAGGACAACUUUGAAGUUUUAGACCUAGAUAAAAUCAUUCAACAACGACUUGAUCGUUUUGAGGAUCCUCAAUAUCAACCUCAACCAGAACCUCAGUAUCAACCUGAACCAGAUCAAUAUCAACAAGUAUUACAGUAUCAACCUGAGACAACAUAUUAUCAACAAGAAUUAUCAGUAUAUCAACCUCAACAGUAUGAUCAGUAUCAACCUCAACAUUAUCAAUCGUAUCAAGCACCAACUCAUCCUACAGGUCAACAAUAUGUUGGUUAUCAAUAUUAUGAACAAUCAGGAGUUAGUCAACCAGGUCAAUAUUAUAUACCUCCAGUAACUCAACCUACUCAACAACCAAGUUAUCAAAAUUACUACCCUGGGUAUCCUCCACAUCAACCAUCCUAUCAACAUCAGUAUUACGAACCUCCAGUAACUCAACCUGCUCAACAACCAAGUUAUCAGUAUUAUUUACCACCACCGACUCAACCACAACAACCACAGUAUCAGUAUUAUCAACCUACUACUACUCAAACAGAAGUAACUCAGCCCCCUCAUACACAACCACAAACAAUAGAAGACUAUGAUAAUUUUUAUGUGACAGAACAAGAUCAACCACAACAAGUACCUACUGCAGCUGAUACUGGAUUUACAUAUGGACCAACUCAACCUACACAACCAACUCCAAUACCACCUACACAACAUGUACCACCAACUACUCAAGAACCUACUCAACAGUCAAUUAAACCACAAAAGAAACCAAGAAAAAGAAAAAGAACUCAAACUACAAGUGGAGAUGAAGAAGAAGAAAAACAAGAACGAAUACCUAAAAGAAGAAGGUGUAGGCAAAUUGGAAAAACUAAAAACAUCAAAUUUUAUAAAAGAAAUAAUUUGGGAAAUCUGGAAGAAAUGAAUGUUAACGAUUAUCUUAUUACAUUUAGUGAUAAAAAGAGAAAAGAUUAUGAGUUCAUUGCAGAACUUGAGCAGCUACAUUGUAAAAAUGAGGUUAUCUACGAACAUAUAGAUGGAACGCCAUAUUGUUCAUUAUUAAGUCAAAGCAGAGAAACUAAUGUUUUUGCACUUACCAAUAGUCAAGGAUUUACAUUAAUUAGGAAAACUAAAGGAGGAUGGACAAAAAAUGAUUAUAAAAUUCCAGAAAAUAUAAAACUACUCACACAAGAUUCUUUAGGCAAUGAAGUUAUAAUAACUGCUGAUCAAUAUAGUAUUCAUUUUACUUCAAACGGAUCUUUUAGAUAUGUAUUGCUCACAGGUGUAAAAUGCUGUAAAAUUAUAGUUGAGGGUCUGAUUGCAUGGGAAAAAACUGAUGAGGAUGAUGCACAUCCCACAAUUAUUUAUUUAUCAGAACAAUUGACUGUUACAGUUAAGUUUGAAAAAUAUACUAAGAUGUUCGAAAGAAGGACUAAGUACUAUAAACUCACAGAUAUGAGACUAAACGUUAGGAAACCUAAAUAUAUCUAA